Molecule: messenger RNA, 2709 nt
Organism: Corylus avellana
Lineage: Eukaryota; Viridiplantae; Streptophyta; Magnoliopsida; Fagales; Betulaceae
Source: RefSeq, a predicted model, not a curated record
AGUUACAAAGACUUUCAUUGGCUCUUCUGUAGCCCUUCUUUGACUCUUCUAGACGCUAAACUCCAACAAACCUUUCCCAGAUCGAGUAAGAUGCCAGUUCUCAUUCUUUUCCCAUGCCUAUCUGGGUGCCGUUCUUUUUUUUGUUUUGUUUUUCGUUUUUCAUUCACUUCACUUGAUAAAUCUUCUACGAAAAUGUAGAUAGAUAACAACCCAAUGAAUAUCUGAAAGUUGACCAAGCAAUUAGUUCAUUAUUAACUCCUCAUCCAACAUUUCCUUUUCUUUUCCCAGAUUCACCUGCUCAUCUCUGUUCCAUUCAUUCUCUGUUUUACUUUUCUAGCGAUCACCCCCCAUGAAGAAGCAUAAACACCAACAGCCUCUCCGACUCUGCUUUCUGCUGCCCGUUUUCCUCUUCUUUCAAUCCAUAUCGGCUGUUGAUUUCGUCUUCAAUGGCUUCAACUCCUCCGAUAUGUUGCUCUAUGGCCUGGCCGGCGUUGAAUCUCGUAUUCUAACGCUCACUAACAGAACAUACUACUCAAUCGGUCGUGCUCUUUACCCAGAAAAGAUCCCCGCUAAAAACCCAAACUCUUCUUAUGUGUAUCCUUUCUCAACUUCUUUCAUCUUCUCGAUGGUUCCUUACACGAAAACUCCUCCUGCUGGGUAUGGCAUAGUUUUCAUUUUUGUGCCCGUUAAGGGCAUCGAAGGCGCGGACCCAGCUCAUUAUCUAGGCCUUCUCAGCUUCACCAACAAUGGGAAUCCCGAUAACCAUGUCUUCGGUGUCGAGUUUGAUGUGUUUAAGAACGAAGAAUUUGAUGACAUAAGCGCCAACCAUGUUGGAAUCGACAUGAACUCCCUCAAAUCAAAUGCAUCACACAAUACCGGGUACUGGCCCGACAACAGCAGCAAUGCUGAUGAUGAGAAGUCGUUCAAGGAAUUGAAGCUGAAUAGCGGUGAAAAUUACCAAGUUUGGAUUGACUAUUCAGAUUCUUUGAUUAAUGUUACUGUGGCUCUGGCAGGCAUGAAAAGACCUGGGAAGCCUUUGUUCAAUGUUUCUCUUGAUCUUUCUGAGGUUUUUGAGGAUGAAAUGUAUGUUGGCUUUACUAGUAGUACCGGACAGUUAGUUGAAAGCCACAAGAUUUUGGCUUGGAGCUUUAGUAAUUCCAACUUUUCGAUAAGCGAAGAGUUGGUUACCACAGGUUUGCCAUCGUUUGUUCUUCCAAAGGAUUCAAUAUUUCGAUCCAAAGGGUUUAUUGCAGGAAUCACAGUGGGAGGUUUCUGCGGUGUCUGUCUUUGUGCUCUGUUUGCUCUGUUUUUGAUCAAGAGGAAGCGAAGGGGAGUUAGGGAGAGAGAGGAAAUGGAAGAAUGGGAAUUGGAGUAUUGGCCACACAGAAUGACUUACAUAGAAAUUGAGGAGGCCACAAGAGAUUUCUCAGAAGAAAAUGUGAUCGGAACCGGAGGGAAUGGGAAGGUCUAUAAGGGUGUUUUAGCAGGAGGGGCAGAGAUUGCAGUGAAAUGCAUUUCGCAUGAAAAUGAUGGGGUGAGAGAGUUUUUGGCUGAAAUUUCAAGCCUUGGAAGAUUGAAGCAUAGAAGUUUGGUGGGGUUGAGAGGGUGGUGCAAGAGAGACAAGGGAAACUUCUUUUUGGUUUAUGAGUAUAUGGAAAAUGGGAGUUUGGACAAAUGGGUGUUUGAAUGUGAUGACAGGAAGAUGUUGAGCUGUGAAGACAGGAUAAGGAUUUUGAAAGAUGUAGCUUUUGCAGUCUUGUACUUACAUGAGGGGUGGGAAGCCAAAGUCCUUCAUAGGGACAUUAAGGCCAGCAAUGUGUUACUUGACAAGGAUAUGAAUGGAAGGCUAGGGGAUUUCGGAUUAGCCCGAAUGCACGGCCAUGGACAAGUGCCUAACACGACAAGGGUGGUCGGGACCGUUGGAUAUUUGGCGCCGGAAGUGAUUAGGAGCGGACGGGCAUCGGCUCAAACCGAUGUGUUUGGAUUUGGUGUCUUGAUUUUAGAAGUCAUGUGUGGGAGGAGGCCUAUCGAGGUAGGGAAGCCAGCUUUGGUAGAUUGGGCAUGGCACUUGAUGGGACAAGGGCAAUUAUUGAAUGCUCUUGAUGAGAGAUUGAAGGCUAGAGGCGAGUUUGAUGAGGAAGAAGUGGGCAGGGUGCUUCACUUGGGCUUGUUGUGUGCUUACCCUGACCCAAGUUCCCGGCCAACCAUGAGGCAAGUAGUAAAAGUGUUGGAGGGGAAUAAUGAGGUGUUGGACGAGGUUGAAAGUGAGGAUAUGGAUGUAUACUUGCUCCGAAAAAUGAAACCUAUGGGUAGGUGGUCUGAGAUUCCACGAGAUUUUGGGUCUUCAUCACACCCAACAUUUGAAGAUAUUCGGCAGUCCCACUCUUCAUCCAUGUCUUUCUCUUGGUCCAAUUCUAUGGCGGAGGGGAGGUGAAGCUGGAUCAUGAAUGGAGAACUGAGGGUCAUUUUUUCUAUCAGCUCAGAUGCAAAGGAAAUUUGCUCAAAAAUACUUGAGGAUUGUCUUCCAAACGUUGGCAAAUAGUCUAAAACCUUUUGGAUUUACUGUACUCAGGGAAAAAGAAAAAUAUUCAUUUGGUGAAUAUUGAGAGAAUAGUUUUGGUUAGCUUCCCUAAAUAGUCAAAACCUUUCCAUUCAUUUAUAUAGAGGUGUUUGUUUUAUACUUUGUAAUGUUAAUUGUAUGGUUUGAAU